AUGGAUACACUCCCGAAUACGGGUGGCAAACACCGCUUAAAGAGCACUACGAGAGGGCGUUUGCAUAGCAAACGCAGCAUUCCUCAUCUAUCACGAACCAAAUUAGCAUCAACACCCGCAUCACCAACCACACCAACACUUUCAGAAAAGCAAUCUAUAGAUCCAAAGCCAGCACAACAAGCCAGCCACACUCUCUCAACAGCAUCAUUCAUUAGACACAAUCAGGAACUAUCAUCCAAUCUUCAAUCUCUAGGACGUUCCAAAGCAGCAUUACCGAGAAAUGGAGUACAACUUACACUACCUCAUUGGAAAGAUCAAGAAACCAGCUCUUCCAGUUGUAGUGUAGAUUCACGUCUUCAGGCCAGGACAACCAGUUUGGGCUCGACACCUAAAAUUAAAGAAAAGCCAACAGAAGACCCACAUAGACCCUCAGAUCAGGAAAUUGAGCGAAGAUUUAGACUAGCAUCAAAAGAUUACCUACACACAAAUUUGGUCGAUAUAUCAAACCUUUCAAAUGACCGAAAAUGGUGGUUACUGUGUAAUCAAAAAGAAUUCACGAAACUCUUUUCAAACACAACAAAGAAGAGGCAGAAUGGUCUAACACGAGCACGUAGUCGAACUAACCUGAAGGAUACAGCACCAAAAGUGCUUACACCACAAGCAUUCCUCAGGCCGUUCCUAGCAGAUAAUCGAUCCGGAAUCACCCUACGCUUAGUCAAAGACCUUGAGGCGCAACUAAGAACAUCGUCUCUCGGUUGGAUACGCCAGUUUAUCGAAGAAAAUGGCAUGCGAAUAAUAAUAAAGGAGCUCGGGAUGAUUAAUAACAAUCCGGCAAGAGAGCAAAAGAACUAUUUGAUUGAACUAGGAAUCAUAAAAUGCCUCAGACCCAUGUUUAAUCACAUCAUUGGCAUUCAAGAGGCUCUUAGCGACCCAUUCUGUAGUAUUCACCUGAUACUUUCUCUUCUCUCACCUUACAUCCCAGCAAGAACAGCCGCAUGCGAUGCACUUACUUUUCUCUGCUAUUGCGAUGUUCCUACAGGUCACUCUAUGGUUCUACGCGGCAUGGAUCACUUGACAGAAUGUAGCCAUGAGUAUGGUAGAUUUGAUUCAUGGCUCAAGGCUCUAGAUAGUACCUUAGAAAAUCGAGGGAAGAUGGGCUCUUUAGUGGGCGCCAAUAAAGAUCUGUGGCAGACUGAAGUAAUAGGCACUCCCAGCAGUCCAGAGGCUCAUCUGAUGGAAUACGCACUUUCUAAUAUGCUUCUUGUUAAUGCCAUAUUGGACCCUGAUACCGUCGAGGGUUUCGAUAGUCGGAUGGCAUUUCGAAACCAGCUCCAUCAAAGUGGUCUUUCCCAAAUUCUUGUCAAAAUGAAUAGCCUAAAUUACGAGAAAUUAAAUGAGAAAAUAUUUCAGUUUAAAGAUCUAGAGGACUUCGAUUCAGCCUCACUAUACGGAGGUUUGGUCGUAGGCUCUGUUAUAGAUCCAGCGGAUGUACUUGAUAAAGUACUUGCUACUAUUCGAGGAACGCAUGCGUACGAAUCUUUACAAAAUACCCUUCACCACCUUUUGUUGAUUCAGUGCGACCCUGAAAAGAGAAAUCGAUAUUAUCAACUUAUUGACUCUAUUGUUUGUGAGAUUGUGCUGGAUCACAAAAACUCACCACAAGAGUUUUUGGAUGACUAUACAUCUUCAGUACACGACAUGAUUGCAAGAUACACCAAAGGAUCACCACCAGACGAAACUACGGAAGAAAACAAUACAUCGUUAAAUAAGUCUAUAGAGCGUGAGAAAGAAUUACAGCGACAAAUUAACCUUGGAGCAGGUGGUCUUGUAGGUCAAUUAAAUUGUAAAAUUGAUUCACUUGAAGAAGCCUUAAAGGCUUCGAACUUGGCAAAUAUUGCAUUAAAACAAAGAUUGAGUGACCUUGAAAUCGAGUUCCAAAAUACUCUCGAGGCAACAGACGCACAGAUAAAACGACUUUAUGAUACAGUCAGAGAGCAGACUGAAUAUGGAUCCCCAACUGAUAAAAGACGUCGAGUCAGAGGAGUUCGCAAGCCAAAGAUAGAUGGAGACACUCGCCCUUUAUCUAUAUCGUCUAUAUUACUCGAUGAAUCGCUCCAUGCGGAAGCUUUGACAGAAUCUCCUAUUGAAGUAACGAGCCCUCUUCCACCAACACAGUCUCAAUCGCAACCACAUCCACAUCCACAGCCAAACCCCUCAUCUGGAAACGGAAAACCAUCACUGAGAGUAAGCAUCGGUUCACGUAUGAGCAACCUGGUUAGACGAUCAACACAACCCGAGAUUUCACCCGUUCCCAAAAAACCGACCAGUCCUAAAAUCAACGACACCCCAAUUAUAGAAGGCUCUCUUCCUCCACAAGCAAAAUUACGAUACAGUGAAGAUCAGUUGCCCACCCCGAGUGCUACAAAAUCUACCAGUCUCUUAG
Molecule: messenger RNA, 2443 nt
Organism: Phycomyces blakesleeanus NRRL 1555(-)
Lineage: Eukaryota; Fungi; Mucoromycota; Mucoromycetes; Mucorales; Phycomycetaceae
Exons: 10
Biological process (GO): mitotic actomyosin contractile ring assembly; barbed-end actin filament capping; actin filament bundle assembly
Cellular component (GO): cell division site; mating projection tip
Molecular function (GO): small GTPase binding; actin binding
Source: RefSeq, a predicted model, not a curated record